Molecule: messenger RNA, 955 nt
Organism: Ruditapes philippinarum (Manila clam)
Lineage: Eukaryota; Metazoa; Mollusca; Bivalvia; Venerida; Veneridae
Product: serine/threonine-protein kinase Nek4-like
Exons: 5
Coding region: 106-942 (278 amino acids)
Biological process (GO): protein phosphorylation
Molecular function (GO): protein kinase activity; ATP binding
Source: RefSeq, a predicted model, not a curated record
UGCCCCCCUUACACGGAAGUCGAUUUUGAAGUUGCCACAAAAUAUGAAAACAAACCAAAACAUGUUAUUCAUUCAUUUUUUCGUCAGUGUUUAUAUCAUGUAAAGAUGGACAACGGUCUAGCUUUGCAGUAUGACCGCCUUCUUGGGGAAGGUUCUUAUGGCAAAGUGUUUUUGGUCAGGCAAGAAGACGGACAACAGUUUGCUGUCAAAGAGAUUGACUUGAAAAAAUGCGAUGAAAGUGGACGUGAACAAGCCCACGGUGAGGCGAAUAUCUUAUCACGAAUUAAACAAGAGAAUAUUCUGCUGUAUGUUGAGUCGGUCAUCUGUGACGAUUGCCUGUAUAUUGUCACAGAGUAUUGUGAAGGCGGUGACUUAGAAGAUUAUCUUCAGAUUGUCUCGAAGAAAGGUGCGAGUAUCCCAGAAUCUCUUGUCUCUGAAUGGAUCAUGCAGCUUGGUGGAGCUUUAAAGUACUUGCAUGACCAGAAGAUCCUACACAGGGACAUGAAGACAAAAAACAUUUUCUUGAAGGAUGAUUUGACAGUUAAAUUGGGAGAUCUGGGGAUAGCAAAAGUGUUAGACUUGAACCAGAGUAAGGCAGACACAUUUGUUGGUACACCAUCAUACAUGAGCCCAGAAUUAUUCUCUGGACAAUCUUAUAAUCAUAAGACGGAUAUUUGGGGUCUUGGUUGCUGUGUUUAUGAAAUGAUGACCUUGAAGCGUGCAUUUCAAGGUAAAGCAUUAUGGACGCUUAUCCGUGAAAUAAAAAAUGGCAAAGUGUUAAAUCUGCCGGACACAUAUAGUUUGGAGCUUCGUACCCUCGUACAGGAAAUGAUGUCACAGAAGCCCGAAGAUAGGCCCAGCUCCAAGGACAUUGUGCAGAAUGAUUUAUUAUCAUAUCAUACGGUACAUGUUAAUGAAGCCUUAAACUGUUGUAUGUCUUAAAUUGACUUGUCCA